Pseudozyma hubeiensis SY62 is the source of this 942-nucleotide messenger RNA. RefSeq lists its product as hypothetical. The transcript has 2 exons. The record is from RefSeq and is a predicted model, not a curated record. NCBI's taxonomy places the organism in Eukaryota, Fungi, Basidiomycota, Ustilaginomycetes, Ustilaginales, Ustilaginaceae. Bases 1 to 942 code for a protein of 313 amino acids.
AUGGAGGAGGAGGGAAAGACAAGGAAAGGUAAUCGGCAGCGCAGUUGCAUUGCCGUCGUCGGACUCUGUUAUCCGCCGGCGAUUCCGAUAUCGACUGAGCCAGACCAACAGGUUGAUGAUUCCGAAUCCGGAAGUAUGUUAAGCCAGCCAAACAAUCACUCGAUUCCUGUCGGGAAAAUCAUGAUCGAACGACGACGGUGGAAAUCGGGAUUUCGGUCGGCGGCACUCUGCGAAGAAAUCUCGACGCUCGUGCCAUCAUCCUUUCUGCACUCUGCACUCUGCACUCUCCGCUCUAGUCCUUUGCUCUUCCAUCAUCGUCUCAUCUCCCACGACAUCCGCACAAUGAUCGCUCUUCGUACAGCUCAACGCAGUCUCCUCGCCUCAUCCCGACGCUUCGCCUCUUCGCAAGCUGGUGCCAUCGUCGAAGAAACCGCCUCGACGGCACGUGCUGCCGCCAAGGAAAACAUCGCGGAAGCAAAGGGUGCCAUCAAGCAUGCCGAAGGUAGCGUCAAGGGUGCCGCUCAACAAGCAAAAGCAUCCAUCCCUUCUCCACCUCCUCAGCCCAUCGUCGUCGGUAGCCCAACCAUCCGUCGUCCCGUAGGCUCAGUAAGGGGAGGCGUGCUCGGAUUUCUGUUCGGCUUCGGUAUCGCGUCCGCCUACGGAUACUACUACUUGCUCAAGGAGUACAACGCUGCUUCCAAUUUGAUGCUUGCCAGUGUUGAAGAGCUGCAGGGUUCCACGGAAAAGAUCACCGGUCACUUGCAGAGGCUCAACAAACUCGAGGCAGACCUCAAAUCACUCACCUCGCAAUCCGCCUCCAAGGCCGAAUACGAGAAGAACAGACUCGAGAUGAAGAGGAUCGUCGACGGCAUUCACGACGAAGUGCUCGACGUUAAAAAGCAGCUCCUCGACCUUCCUCGUCCCACAAAGUACAUGCAGUAG